AUGGAGUAUCUCCAGAAAUGUUUUUAUAAAUCGACAGGAUGGCAAGAAGAGAAUAUAUUUCCUAAUAUUACAUCGAGUUCCCAAUCGAUUCUAGAUUUCCAAAUUCCAAAUGGAUGUAAAUUGGAUAUAUCUUCCAAGACCACAGAUUACCUGGCAUCGAGUUUUACAUUAUCGAAUUAUAAUGUCAUCAAUGGAUCUUUGGCUUAUUUAUACAGUUCAUUACCAUUGAACAACACUGUAGGAACAAAGAACAUCUCAUUACAAGAAGCCAUAUCGGGAUUUAAAGUCCUCGAGCCAAUUUACAAAGAAGAAACUAUGGAUAAUUUCAAGAAAUUUGGAAAUCGAAACUUAUUAUUAUAUGGAAGAAUGUAUUUCCCUGGGUCAGCUCUUGAAUCAAUGGUAAUCAAACAAUUAUCACCACAAACUCAAUUACUUAUCAAAUCCAUCAGUAAUCCAAAUAUAGCUAAAAAUGGUACUAUGAUAAUAUAUUUACAAAGUAAUACCCCUAAAUUCUCCAGAGAAUUUGUUUAUUCAACCAAUGAAGCAUUAAUGGGAUUCAGAUGUUUAUUCAAUUUUGGCAAUACUAACAAUUCAAAGAGUGAAUAUCAAAAUUCAUCAGCAAUAAUACCGAAAUUAGAUAAUUCAAUGGUUUCAAUUGGUACUGAAGUAUGGUAUGCUGCCAUGACUAUGAGUCCAGGAUUUUCUACAGCUUUCAGAUAUUCAACCAAAUCUACAUCAACAGGAAAACCUUUAACCAUGACACUCGCUUGUAAUCCAAUUCUCGGUCAAAUGUCAUCUACUUAUACCAUCAAAACUUCAGUGGCUUCAACUUUUAGUUCCAAAUAUGAUUUCAACUUGUAUUCUUAUUCUUCCAAUUUAUCCUUAGGUUUUGAAUUGUAUAAUAACUCCAAAAGAAAAUCAGAUUCCAAUGAUUAUGAUAUCAUGAAAUCUUCAGAGACAUUACAUGAAAAAUCAUUAUUAUUCACUCCUGACGAUAAAUCAACUCCUACAGUAAUAUCGUCUCAUCAUCAUUAUCCAUCAGAUCAUUCUCAUAUUGAUUCCCAUUCUCAACCUCAUCAAAAGGAAACCGUUAUAUCAGCUUUCCAAAAUCUUGUCAAUGAAAGUGAAUUUAAUAGUGUUGUUAGAGUAUCGACUUCUUUAAGUGAUAAAAUGCUUAAACUUUUAUGGGAAGGAAGAUUUAAAGAUUUUUUGGUCAGUGCAGGUACAAGAAUAUCAAUCAAUGAAUUCACUCAUCAACCUGAAUUCAAUAAAUUUGGUAUAUCCUUCUCUUAUGCUAAUUAA
This is a messenger RNA of Yamadazyma jaroonii, 1302 nucleotides long. Lineage: Eukaryota; Fungi; Ascomycota; Pichiomycetes; Serinales; Debaryomycetaceae. The record is from the annotation of a GenBank genome assembly.